Messenger RNA from Fulvia fulva, 723 nucleotides. RefSeq lists its product as uncharacterized. The transcript has a single exon. The coding region runs from base 1 to 723 and encodes 240 amino acids. NCBI's taxonomy places the organism in Eukaryota, Fungi, Ascomycota, Dothideomycetes, Mycosphaerellales, Mycosphaerellaceae. The record is from RefSeq and is a predicted model, not a curated record.
AUGCCUCGAGGCCCUAGUCGGCAUAAAUGGCAUAACUUCGAGUGGACCGCCGCACAAGUCGAGAUGGAGUCGCCAACCAGAUCGGCCCAGCCAUCACACCACACCCGCCACGACUCUCACCAUAACUUCUCCGUCCACGCUCCAAACUUCCAACCUCGCAGCCCAUCACCCCUCAAACACAAUCAACUGCCCUCACCACCAUCCGAACUACACAGCACAACCACAUCAAGUCGUCACACCCAGCAGCAAACAUCUCCCACCAAGCUCCCACCUCUGCACGCACCCGAUUGCCGCCUAACCCUCGCCCACCGCACCACCAUCUACCGUUGGGAGCGUAUCGAACGCAAGUUUACAUCUCCCUGCCUCAAGUGCACGGAUGAUGGAUACUCGGAGGACGAGACCGCAGAUCACAGCAUGAUCGAGUGCGGUGUUGUGCCGGACUACCACCGGACCAAGCUACAGAGGGAUCGGGAGGAGCUACAUGGACAGCUUCUGGAGCUGUUACAAGCAGACUACGAGGCGCCUGUGUUCGUCACACUGGUGGCAAUUGGUCGGAUCAUGCCGGAGGUCGUGAAUGAGGGAUGGACACGGAAUGGGAGAGUGGCGGCAGGUGCGAGGGAGGCGGCGGCGGUGGUCUUGAUGAGGAAGUGGGAGGGGAUGGAUGCGGAGGCGGAUGAAGAGGAAGAGGAAAAGGCACAGAACGGUGAAGACAAACAAAACUGA